This is a messenger RNA of Helobdella robusta, 687 nucleotides long. RefSeq lists its product as hypothetical. Gene Ontology annotation, biological process: N-terminal peptidyl-glycine N-myristoylation. The record is from RefSeq and is a predicted model, not a curated record. Gene Ontology annotation, molecular function: glycylpeptide N-tetradecanoyltransferase activity. The transcript is spliced from 5 exons. Bases 28 to 495 code for a protein of 155 amino acids. Gene Ontology annotation, cellular component: cytoplasm. NCBI's taxonomy places the organism in Eukaryota, Metazoa, Annelida, Clitellata, Rhynchobdellida, Glossiphoniidae.
CAACCAUUGACUUUUGGCUUCAGACCGAUGACAAACUCAGAUGUUGUAAAGGCCCAUCUGUUACUAGCAAAGUUUUUGGAAAAGUUUGAUCUUGCCCCAACUUUCACUAUAGAGGAAUUUCAACAUUGGUUUAUGCCAAAAGCUGACAUUGUCGACUCUUACGUAGUUGCGAACGAUGGUGAAAUAGUUGAUUUUGUAAGUUUUUACACGUUACCGUCAACAGUAAUGCACCAUCCAGUUCACAAAUCUUUGAAAGCUGCAUACUCUUUUUACAACGUUUCAACUCACACGCCUCUCACAAACCUUAUGAAUGAUGCUCUCAUUGCUGCCAAAAAUCUGGAUUUUGAUGUUUUCAAUGCUUUGGAUUUAAUGGACAACAAAGUCUUCCUUGAUAAGUUAAAAUUUGGGGCUGGGGAUGGAAAUUUGCAAUAUUAUCUCUACAACUGGAAAUGUCCUGAAAUGCCUACUGAAAAGGUUGGAUUAGUGCUGCAAUAAUCUGUCAGCUGAGUUGUUCAUUCUCGGUCUUUUUGGUGUUAAAUCAGUCGAGUGAUAUACGUUAAUAAAUAUUUUCAAAUUUUUAGAAGUUGAAGAACCAACAUCAUGCGUAUGUCAAAAUUUUAAAUAAAUUUUAAAUUAAAAAAACAUUAAUUGUACUGAAAAUUUUAAAAUAAAAUUUCAAACUCUGGU